Messenger RNA from [Candida] anglica, 1273 nucleotides. The record is from the annotation of a GenBank genome assembly. Lineage: Eukaryota; Fungi; Ascomycota; Pichiomycetes; Serinales; Debaryomycetaceae.
GAAGUGAAUUAUUUUUACUAACUUAUACAACAUAUACAACACAUACAAUGAAGGGUUUGAUUUUAGUCGGUGGGUACGGUACCCGUUUGAGACCUUUGACCUUGACGGUUCCAAAGCCUCUUGUUGAAUUUGGUAACAGACCAAUGAUUUUGCACCAAAUCGAAGCCUUGGCUGCUGCUGGUGUCACUGACAUUGUUCUUGCUGUCAACUACAGACCAGAAGUUAUGGUUUCUACCUUGAAGAAGUACGAAGAAGUUUACGGUGUUAGCAUCACUUUCUCCGUUGAAGAAGAACCUUUGGGUACUGCUGGUCCAUUGAAGUUGGCUGAAAAGGUUUUAAAGAAGAAUGAUACUCCAAUCUUUGUCUUGAACUCUGACGUCAUCUGUGACUAUCCAUUCGCUGAAUUGGCUGCUUUCCACAAGGCCCAUGGUGCUGAAGCCACCAUUGUUGCCACCAAGGUUGAUGAACCAUCCAAAUACGGUGUCAUUGUACACGACCCAUACACUCCAAACUUGAUUGAUAGAUUUGUUGAAAAGCCAGUUGAAUUUGUUGGUAACAGAAUUAACGCUGGUUUAUACGUCUUGAACCCAUCUGUCAUUGAUCUUAUUGAAAUGAGACCAACUUCUAUUGAAAAGGAAACUUUCCCAUUGCUUGUUGAAAAGAAGCAAUUGUACUCCUUUGACUUGGAAGGUUACUGGAUGGAUGUCGGUCAACCAAAGGACUUUUUGUCCGGUACUUGUUUGUACUUGACCUCUUUGUCCAAGAAGUCUCCAGAAAAGUUAUCUUCUGAACCAUUUGUUCACGGUGGUAACGUUUUGAUUGACCCAACUGCCAAGAUUCACCCAUCUGCCUUGAUUGGUCCAAACGUUGUCAUUGGUCCAAACGUUGUUGUUGGUGAAGGUGCCAGAAUCCAAAGAUCCGUCUUGUUGGCUAACUCUCAAGUUAAGGACCACGCCUGGGUUAAGUCCACCAUUGUUGGAUGGAACUCUAGAAUCGGUAAGUGGGCCAGAACUGAAGGUUGCACUGUCUUGGGUGAUGAUGUCGAAAUCAAGAACGAAAUUUACGUUAACGGUGCCAAGGUCUUGCCUCACAAGUCUAUUUCCGCCAACGUUGAACAUGAAUCCAUUAUCAUGUAAGAGACCCCCAAUCAAAUUUAUUUCGUGUAUUUUAUAAAAGAGAAUCAACAGACAAAACACCCUUUAUGGAGAGAAUUAUAUACCCUCUCUCCCUUUAUAACAACCUCGACUCAAUAGAAGUAAAGUAAGGAUAUUAA